Molecule: messenger RNA, 1943 nt
Organism: Musa acuminata AAA Group (dessert banana)
Lineage: Eukaryota; Viridiplantae; Streptophyta; Magnoliopsida; Zingiberales; Musaceae
Product: zinc finger protein NUTCRACKER-like
Exons: 3
Coding region: 395-1621 (408 amino acids)
Cellular component (GO): nucleus
Molecular function (GO): DNA-binding transcription factor activity
Source: RefSeq, a predicted model, not a curated record
AUUAUUCAUGGACAAGCAUUCCUUCUCUGUCGUAUGCGUCGUCGCAUGGCUAUGGAGUUCCUACAGCAUCCAUGGUGGUAGCACGUGCAUGAGUAGUCCUAAGGAAUCAUAGGACGGAGACUGCACCGAUGUUAAGUCUAAUGAGGAUUUGGUCUGUGUGAAACCGUGUAAUUAGUCCCUUAAUUCAUGCCUUGGACCUCGGAAACACACAUCGAGCUGUCUGGUACGCCACUCAUACUAUAAGCUUACCUCUUAGAAAUGAGUGUCACCCGAAGGAACGAGAGAGAGGGUUUGUGUUAGAUACAUCGGCCAAAGUCUUCUUCUCAACGUUUGCUAUCCAUAAAUAGGAGUAGGAAAGUUGGCAAUUGUCUUUAGGGAAGCAGAAGGAGAAGAAAUGGCCGGAGAAGCAGUUUCAAAGGCCUCCCAACCACUAAAUCCAUGUCCUGAUCCCAAUCUUCCUCCUGUGGUCAAGAAAAAGAGAAACCUCCCAGGAACACCAGAUCCUGAAGCAGAGGUGAUUGCGCUCUCCCCGGGAACCCUCUUGGCCACCAACCGAUUCCUGUGCGAGAUCUGUGGCAAAGGCUUCCAGCGAGACCAAAACCUGCAGCUCCACAGGCGAGGCCACAACCUACCAUGGAAGCUGAAGCAGAGGAGCGGCAAGGAGCCGAGGAAGCGGGUGUACGUGUGCCCGGAGGAGAGCUGCAUCCACCAUAACCCCGCGCGGGCGCUUGGUGAUCUCACGGGCAUCAAGAAGCACUUCUGCCGCAAGCAUGGCGAGAAGAAGUGGAAGUGCGACAAGUGCUCCAAGCGGUACGCCGUGCAGUCCGACUGGAAGGCCCACUCUAAGACUUGCGGCACGAGAGAGUAUCGCUGCGACUGCGGCGUCCUUUUCUCCAGGAGAGAUAGCUUCAUAACCCAUAGGGCUUUCUGUGAUGCUCUGGCUGAAGAAACCGCAAGAGUUUCAGCAGCAUACACCAUGACGAACACGACAUCGAUCGGCAGUGUCGAUUCUCUUCUUCAAGAUGGUGUAAUGACACCCAACAUAUGGAAACAUCUUUCGCCAAAUCUUAAGCCAAACAUUAUGGAUCGUGAGGUUGGUCAGCAGGAUAGACACGGGUGUUCAUCGUGGAUGGGCCAUGGAGGUCAGCUCGAUAAUGCCUUUGAUGGAACUACUGCUAUGUCUGAGAUCAACCAAGCUGGGUUGGUCGACAGUCAAUUGAGUUGGAUCCAUUGCAACAAGUUGUCGUCAUUGCCAACUUCAAACACUUUGAAGCCUCUCACGGGAAGCGUUCCUUCCUUGUUUACUUCUCUGCCUCACCGUCCUGCUCCCGAUAUAUCUGCCACGGCAUUGCUGCAAAAGGCUGCACAAGUCGGCGCGAUCUCCACCACCCCAUUCUCGGGGAGCUUUGGGCUGCCCGAGUGCCAGAACACAAGCGCCGGUGACGGCAGCGUCUUUGAUGGCUUGCUCAUUCAUGAAUUCGCUGCGUCGAACACGGACGAGGUAAAUUACAUCACAAGGAGCCGCAGCAUGCUAAGAGAUUGUCUUGGAGGAGAGACCCGGGACUUCUUAGGAGUUGGGGUGCAGACUCUUUGUCAGCCAUCAGCAAAUGGAUGGAUCUGAGCCUGCUCGAGGGUGAACGGCAACAAGAAAGAGAUGACCAUACUUCGCACUUUGCAGGGGAGGAGACAGGUGCUGAUUGAUUACUGCUUGCUCUACGGGAAGACGAAGUCAUCCGAAAGUAGCAGCUGCUCCUUGAAACGGCUGCUUUUGUUUGGAGAAGAAAGGUGGGAGUGUUGGGAGACGAGGAACACCUUCCCCUUCAUUUCCAUUACUGCACUAAGCUUCAUUUCUUUCAAGGUUGUCUUUAAUGUAAGCUGGAAUUAAGUGCUUCUGGUGGCACAAUGCAUGAAUUUUUCUUUCUAAAUAUAUUUUUUUUGACAAG